This is a messenger RNA of Hordeum vulgare subsp. vulgare (domesticated barley), 2129 nucleotides long. Its product is annotated as coiled-coil domain-containing protein SCD2. The record is from RefSeq and is a predicted model, not a curated record. Gene Ontology annotation, biological process: cytokinesis by cell plate formation. The transcript has 17 exons. Lineage: Eukaryota; Viridiplantae; Streptophyta; Magnoliopsida; Poales; Poaceae. The coding region runs from base 102 to 1817 and encodes 571 amino acids.
GCCCCCGCCUCGCCAUCUCCGCGUCGUGCUGCCGCGCGGCCUCCCCCCCGCACCGCGCUCUCCCGGCGGCCCAGAUCCCUCCCCGCUCCGGCGAGCCCGCCAUGGACCGUCUGCGGGCGGGGAGCCCCGUCUACGGGCGGCAGCGCAGUGGGAGCAGCACGGGCUCCACCUCCCCGGGCGGCGUCUCCCCCUCGCACCACCGCUCCUCCUCCACCUCCUCCGCGGCCUCCCUCCCUGGCGCCGUCGCCGGCGUCGGGGGCAUAUCCAACGUCCGCCGCACGCAGAACGUCGCCGCGCGCGCCGCGGCCGCCAGGCUCGCGCAGGUCAUGGCCUCCCAGAGCGCCGCCGCGGCCGCCGGGGACGACGACGACGACGACGACUACGCCAACGACCACCCGCCCCCGCCCCCCGCCAGGUUCGGCAGCGGCGCCCGCUCCGGCCACGGCAGCAACGGCGUCUCACUGCUCGGCCGCACCGCGAGAUCUCCCUCCCCUGCGUUAGGUCGGAACAUUGUAGAGCCGCCUCCUACAGUCCGCUCAGCAUCAGCCGGAAGGACAGCCGCCAUUGCAGCACGACCGACCGCCACAGUGGUUCCACCAAUCAAAACCAACACUACCAUCAGAACCCCGUCUCCUAUCCCACCUGUGGCUGUGGAGUCCCCAGUGGAGCGCCCUCGACAGAAAAGGUUUGAUACAGCCCCACUUAACUCUAGAGAAUCAGCGCCACGGAGAGAGUCAUCUACACUUCAAGAUGAGCUUGAUAUGCUACAAGAGGAGAAUGAAAGUGUUCUAGACAAGUUACGGCGUGCUGAAGAAAAAUGCGAGGAAGCGGAAGCUAGGGCGAAGGAGCUUGAGAAACAGGUAGCUGCUCUCGGAGACGGGGUAUCCUUAGAAGCUCGCCUCUUGAGCAGGAAGGAAGCGGCACUUAAACAGCGGGAGGCUGCACUAAAGGCUGCAAGGGAAUCAACUGAUGGUAGAAAUGGAGAAGUAUCAACAAUAAAGCAUGAACUUGAGUCUGCCAAAGAGGAGGUUGCAGCUGUUAUGGACCAGCUAAAGGAGGCAGAGUCCGAGACAAAGGCUCUCCGGUCCAUGACUCAGAGAAUGAUCUUAACCCAAGAAGAAAUGGAAGAGGUUGUCCUAAAAAGGUGCUGGCUUGCACGUUAUUGGGGCUUAGCGGUUCAAUAUGGAGUUUAUCCCGAGAUUGCGGUGUCAAAGCAUGAACAUUGGUCAUCUUUAGCCCCUCUUCCUCUUGAGGUUGUUCUCUCUGCUGGUCAAAAGGCUAUCAAGGAGGAGCCUCGUAAGCAAGGUGAGGAUGAUGCUCAGAGGAGAAAUAGGCUUGUGCGAGAGAUGAGUGACGUAAUGGGAGAAGGCAACAUCGAGAGCAUGCUCUCAGUUGAAAUGGGACUUAGGGAGCUUUCAUCUUUGAAGGUGGAAGAUGCUGUUGUGGUUGCACUUGGUCAACACCGGAGACCUAGCAUAGUUCGGCAAUUCACAUCAGAUUAUAAAUCACCUGGCGAACCUAAAUUCUUGGAGGCAUUUGACCUUAGCAACGAAGAGGCAGAGGAUGUUAGCUUUAAGCAUGCAUGGCUUAUAUACUUCUGGAGAAGAGCCAAAACUCACGGUAUCGAGGAAGACAUUGCUGACGAACGGCUUCAGUUUUGGAUUGCUCGCAACGCGGUUGCACCGAAUUCUCAUGAUGCUAUAGAUGUGGAGCGAGGCCUGACAGAGCUCAGGAAAUUGGGCAUAGAGCAGCAGUUGUGGGAGGGCACACGUGCAGACAUCGACGAAGCUGCCUCAGCGGCGAUGGAGGACGAAUAGGGAGGGCAUGCGUCAUGAAUUCAUGAUCGAUUGUCUUAUGCUAGUGUAUCAUCCCAGUUUUGGACAAACGGGAGCUCCGGUUCCCAGCAGGUCUUCAGGCCCUUGGUAUACCCACCAUCGAAACAGUCCCCGAGCAGCAGCGAUGCUUCAGGUCCUCCGGCGUUGAGCAAUGGACCCGUCCAGAUUCCGACGGUGCUUGUGUAGCCGAUUUUAUCCCUUUGUUGAAUUAGUUCCGUGAAAUGUGUAAUUGGCUUUGCCUGGCAAGACGACGAGGAGCUCACCUCACCAAGUAAUUGUGAAUUUCUGUGAUUA